AUGGACUUCCUCUGCAGCACAAACCACCUCGCCAGAGUUAAACCGACCGUGCAANGCCUUCCUCAGCCAAGGACAGAAGGCUUCAAUAGGGAUAAUUAUCAGAAACCAUCUGGGGGAAGUGGUGGAUGGACGAGCAAUGAUCAUCCACGAGUCUCGAGCCAACACUCGGAGGCAGCUGCAGUACGAGAAGCUUGCAUUAUGGUUACAACCCAGCAGAUGCAGAAUGCCACGAUCGAGAGCAAUAAUGCAAGUAUCAUCAACUUCAGCGUGACAGAGGAAGCUCCUGCAAGGAAAAUUGCAGCGUUUAUGGACGAUAUAAGAGAAUGUGCUAAUACUCCUAGAACUACAAACAAACCUGCACACUGGAUCACUAAGAAAUGCUUAUCUCAAUCACUCCCCCUGGAUUGGGAUCUUUCUGGGGUUGUGAAUAAGUUCAGUGAGAGCGUUAAGAACAUUGAGAAGAAUUUCGAUAGCGCUCUUGGUUUCGAGGAGAAGUCCGAGAAUUCCGACGCCGGUAGCAGUGAAGUUUAUGUUGAGACAUCAUAUUUCUUCAUCAAGAUUCUAGAAAUGUUAUGUCCUGGAACCAUUCAUCAUGCGCAUACUAAACAUGCUUUGUUUCAGUGUGGGAUAUCUCAAGCUUCAGGGUUAUGGCCUUCAGCUACAGACAGGAAAGCACUAUUUGACCCUGUCAUGGCCUUUAUGGGGCAUAAAGGAGAGGAAAUUACUCUUGAAUCAAAUGAGAAACCUGAAGAAGCGUCCAAGCUUGCAUCUGCUGUUGAGGACAAAGAAGGAGUUGAGACAGAUAGCUCAGCUAAUUCUGCUCUUCAACAAACCUCAGCCGCCGAAGAAGCAAAUGAAGAAACAAUGACAGUUGAUAUGCAUGCAGACCCUACGAGGGGAACAAUAAAUGCCAUUGAAGAGGGAACAAAUACCAUUGCUGCAGACUAUAGUAAAGCCGAAGCUGAUUCUCAGCUGGUGACUCUCGAGUUAUCUGAACCCAAUAUUGACCACGUUGAGGAGUCAGAUUCCUCAGAUCAUCUCCAACAGAUGGAGAGCUCAGAAGCAGGAUCUUUUGAAAAUUCGGAGACAAUGGAUGCCAAGUCAACAAAUUUUAUAGGUCAAGCUGAGGGCAAUGCCCCUGUGCCUGAAUUGCAUGGUGUUAUGAAUUUGCGGGAGAGCAUAGAUGAGCCGGAGAUACAAGAAGAAGAGAUUGCCGAGAAAGUUUCUGCAAUUCAGACCGAGGAUGAAUCAACUGAUAACCAAGCUGAAGCUGGGACAAUCCCCCCUAUUUCAAAUUCUACUAUAUCUGAUGAGACUGGAAGUGCUGAGCAACAUUCUGAAAACCAUUCUUCGGAUGUACAGAAUCAAGAUGAGGCUUCAGAGAUGGUUUCUGUGUCAGUUACACAUGAAAAAGAUGUAAUUGCUAAAGCUGUUGAAGUGUACGAACAAGCAAGUGAUCUUGAUACUAACAUAAAAGAACAUCGUCUGAGUUCAGGAAGCAACUCACCCAACAUUGCGGAUUCUGUAUCUGAACUAGAGAAUGUGAAGAGAGAGGUGAAAAUGAUGGAAACUGCACUUCAAGGAGCUGCUAGACAAGCUCAGGCAAAAGCUGAUGAAAUUGCGAAGUUAAUGAAUGAAAACGAGCAGCUAAAAGCUGUUAUUGAGGAUCUGAAGGAUUUAAGCCUUCUGAAGAGACUGGACGCCUUAAUCAACUAA
This is a messenger RNA of Ilex paraguariensis (yerba mate), 1716 nucleotides long. Lineage: Eukaryota; Viridiplantae; Streptophyta; Magnoliopsida; Aquifoliales; Aquifoliaceae. The record is from the annotation of a GenBank genome assembly.